CAGAUUUUGGGUAGGAGCUCGUCUCUAGCACGGAACGCGUAAUUAAGUUACCUCCUGCAGGGAUACGGGACACGAGCUGGAGAAACAAGCACUAAUGAUUGAACGCGUCUCAUGCGGGCAAUAUUUUUAGUAUUAUGUCAGUUGAGAAUAUGUGUGCAACGGUUGUUGCCUUGGACAAUUCUUAAUUAAAAAAGAAAAAUUCUUACGAAAAUAAUAGGAAUAUAUUUUUGAAGGAUUCUUGUUUAAUGGUAUGUCUGAACUCAUGUUCUCCAACUAUUCCCGAUUUACCACCUCUCCCCUCAUACUCUGUCCGUCAGAGUCAUGUUUUGGUGUUGUCCCACACUUGACUGUGAUAAGAACAAAAAAAUACCGUCUUUUACGAGUUGCAUCAAGCCAAGAACUAAUUCGAGUGAUGGUACCAACGCAAGCAGACUUCAUGCCAGCAGCCCAGUUGAUGGCAGCCACACCAAUCCGUGCCUGGAUGACGUGAGCGUGUCUGAGCACGAAGUGAUUUACUCUCGUACAGCAUUGAGAUUCCCCGACUCGCCUUCUUACAAUAGCAGUCCUAGUCCUGAAUACUUCAGAUCAAGUGUAUCAUACGAUUCAGGUGAGCUCAUAUCAACCGUUCAAGCAAGAAGGGACAACUGUAGACAACCCAUCUCUCGUGAGGUGACCGCGAGCGUGCAGAGCGAAAGAGCCCCGACAACUGCUGUUUCCACCGUAGCUUCUUUGACAGAAAAAAGUAGAGGUUUAGGCAACUGGUGGAAGUUUGGCUUCAGAACUUCAAAUUCUCUUCUUCAAGAAACAAUUUGUGAAAGGGUUUGUGAUACAGAUCCUUUUUCUUGUAAGACUCAACAGAAAGACGAACAGGAGCAUCGUUUAAGCAGGUUGGGGCCUAGCAAAAGCAGCGGGUAUCCGUGCGUGUUGGUGUGUGAGAAGACUUCUAAGAAGGUGACCCGACGGAAACGGAAUGCCCGGACUUCCUUGUCGCUUCCAACCUCUGCUGCCUUCGUGCCAGAUUUCGAGGAUGAUACAGUUUUACUAGACAACACCGCGCUCGAGCUUGAGUAUGCUUCCCUGCGGGAUGCAAGCGUAGCUGAACAAAAGCUGCAAGGAAUCCCUCUAAAAGACCACGAAGCAGGAGCGGCUGCCUUGCCAGACAUGGAGGGCGGAGGCCCCCAACCUCCUGCUGGAAGAGGACAGUCGAGGUCUACCAUGCCUCUGAAUUCCUCUGGACCAGGCGUGGAGGGAUGGUUACAUGAACCUGUUACAGUGCACGGAACUUCGACUGAUACGAAUCCCUACACACAAGCCGAGGGAACCGCUCAAAGAACAGUCACGGAGCAAAGCUUUUCGCAAGACACAGCUUUCCAAUCGUUGCGCGAAGCAACCCAAAUCAAUCAAGAAGAAGUAUGUAGAAAUGACCAAGUUUUAUCAGCAAGACGGGUACCUUCAGAUACAUUGUUUGCAUCCAACUCCUCGUAUUCAGCAUCUAACUCUUCUUUUGCUGGUAGAAGUAACGUCUUUCCGGGUCCAGGCAGAUCUUGGGGCUUGAAUAGAAUGAUGUCCUUACCUAUGGAGGCAGAAGCUUCGUUGUCUCUUCGAGAAAACAUAGGAUCAGACUCGAUCUGGCAGCACCGAACGGGCGGUUCGUUGCAACGUCAGUCGUCUCUAGAGAGCGGAGGUGCGGACGAGCCUUCCCGCCCUACGCUCCUGUGGCACUCCGACUCCACGACUCCGUCAGAUGACGAGGACGGACAGGCUGACCAGACUAAGGCGGUCACUCCGUUCACUGAAGUGGAGCAGCUCAACAAGGUGAAUGAAGAUAUGGCAGAGUUGCUUGAGAGCAGCGACACCGCAUCAGGGAAGGACGCUGACAAAAUUAAAGUUCAGUGUGUGGCAUUGUGGCAGCUGCGUAGCACUUUGGAAGACGAAGAUCCGGACUCCGACAAUCUGAAAACCGGACAAACUCCCGAUGAGAGCUCCCCAGAUUCCGACAUGGCGGACAAGCCAGGAUCGCAGGAAGACAACAACGUGAUCCUUAUGACGCCGGAGGCUCGGCGCACGUCUUACCGAGCCAUCCUGGCGCGUAGGCUGAAGCACCAGGAAGGGCUGUCCGGAAUGAUUAUCUCGUCUGACAACAGCUUCGAUUCUGUAGACACUGACAACUCUUCCGUCACUGACUUCAUCCGCCAUGAUGCCAAUGUCAGCGUUGACUCGGCUUUCGAUGCGUCUGUAGAUUCAGUCCCCGAAUCACGAGCUCCGAGGCCUCACCAGAUGAAGAAAACAGACAGCGGCUACAGGAGUAUAGAAGUUGCGAGCACAAGUCGCUAUUCUAUGGCCAGCUGGUCUCAGAAUACUUUCGAAGAAAGUGUUCACCAUCCCACGUUUAGCAUUCGAGGUACAAUACCUAGUAGUGAUAAUGAAGAGAAAUCAACUGAAGAUGAUGAGAUGUCAAGCAAUAAGAGUCCAGAUGAGCCUACCUUGGAAUUUAAGGAUAAGCAGCUGGCUAGGUCGCAGCAGUUUCAUUUAAGCCGCAAACUUUGGCAUAGUGUAAGCGUUGAGCCUUCUUUUAUGGAGACCGACGGUCCUUGCAGUUCGAAACUAACUGAUCCGGGCGACGUGUCUGCAUACCCGUGUUCAUCGUCAGCGCUAGUCGUUGGGCGCAAAAGGAGGGAGAUGGACGCUUCUAGAAAUGACGAAGUCAGUGGGAAAAGAUCUGUGAUGCACCGAUUUAUGAGUCCUCAUAAGUAUUCCAAGUCUCAACUCCGAGCGUUACAAAGAGAUUACUCCAUCGACGAGAAAUCCGAUCGUCUUUUCAAAGAGUUUAGCAGAACUGAGCCGUUUUAUGAAAUGGAGUACAAUAGCUAUACGAUACCAAGGAGAGGAAGGCGCAACAGACGACGUGCGAGACAUUUAGAAGUGACCGAAUGUUCGCCACUAUCUCAUCGUAGGAAACUUUCUCCGCAAGACUCUAUUGAGGAAGAAAGCUCAAUGGACACUGGCCGUGACUCGUCUAUGACACGGAGUGAGGGAGCGAUGGCUGUUGCUGCUUCACCCGAUGUUGUUCCUACUUCCCUGUGGCCUCCUCCACCUCCGGUCGGUGGACUCAAGCAGCCCUUCUCUAACUGAUUUUCCACAAAUAUAAGGAACUGCCUUGUAGAACCUAUGUCUUUCAGUACUUAGAUUUAGAAUCUUAACGCUCAUUGUAGAAAACACCUUAUAGUUAUGACAAUGUAUCUUAACACAUGUUUCCUUCUAUUUUUUCUUUUGAAAAUUUCGCUAUAGUGGCAUCAACAUUCAACGCAAAACCCCGAUUUAAAAAUAGUUUUGCAGUCCCUUUGCAUAUGUAAAUUGUUGCUUCAAGUGGGUGUGCUAGCGAUAUUUCGCUAACUUUGAUUAUAUGCUAAGAUUUCAACUAAUAAGCUUAAUUUCAAGCCUAUCUUUGGUAUUACUGAAUGCGUUUACAUUCAGCAAUAAUUGGCAUUAUUAUUUUUAUGUUCAAGUUGCAAAGAGGUUGUUUGUAGCCUAAUUUUCUUGGAUGUCCACUAUUUUUCGGCUUAGCAUAAGCCUAAAUGGCACUGAAUUGCCUUCCAAGCAACCCACGAAACCCAUAGAAUUUUCAUCGUCAAUCUUCAGUAAUCAGUCCAGUAUGAGGCUAUCGCUUUCAGAGAAAAUCUCCCUAAUUUUCUCAUUAAUCGUAAUGGAAAAUGACGGUUGGAGUUGAUCGGACGAGACAACUUAUGCAUGAGAAACUUGUGCAUGAGACAAAUAAAGUUUUCUCUUUUCCUUCACAUCUUGAUGAUACGGUUUGACUUCUAAAAAAUGUUUCCUCGUGUUCGCAUGUUCAGAGCAGCCAAAUUUGAACCAAACAAAAUUAAGGCUUCUAUGCUCUAGAAUGUUAAGCUUGGAUCAUUCUGUACUUAAGAAUCAAUUGAUUAUAUGGAUAGCAGUUUUUACCCAAAUGUGAUCAUUUCGUUCGAGAACUAUUGCACCACCAAUGAACUCUUGAGGAAUCUUUUCCAAGUC
Hyalella azteca is the source of this 4029-nucleotide messenger RNA. RefSeq lists its product as uncharacterized. The coding region runs from base 322 to 3132 and encodes 936 amino acids. Gene Ontology annotation, molecular function: transmembrane transporter binding. Gene Ontology annotation, cellular component: plasma membrane; secretory granule. The record is from RefSeq and is a predicted model, not a curated record. NCBI's taxonomy places the organism in Eukaryota, Metazoa, Arthropoda, Malacostraca, Amphipoda, Hyalellidae. The transcript is spliced from 8 exons. Gene Ontology annotation, biological process: negative regulation of calcium ion-dependent exocytosis; negative regulation of voltage-gated calcium channel activity.